Penaeus vannamei (Pacific white shrimp) is the source of this 807-nucleotide messenger RNA. The record is from RefSeq and is a predicted model, not a curated record. Lineage: Eukaryota; Metazoa; Arthropoda; Malacostraca; Decapoda; Penaeidae.
UCCCUGCACGCCAUGUUGCCUUCAUCCAAAAUGUUCAUCUUCAUAUCAGCGCUGGUGGGCGUGGCGACCGCCCUCGUCUCCAUCAACGAGGGGCCAAUUGGGGAGCUGAACGACAAUUCGCCCGUCUAUUUCCCCAUCUUGCCUGAGGACUUUAAGGAUUUCGGCAUCAAGCUGGGCGGCGGCGGGGCACCUCCCCCCAUCCCCCCACCGAGGUCGUCCCUGCCCAAGAAGCUGGACAUGCCCUCCACGACCUCCAAGCCAACGACCACACCCUCGUCUGCCCAUCAACGAGCACGGGCAUCUGAACCACAUAGCGAGCGAGACGGUGACGCAGCCCCCAGGCCCUUCCUACCUGACGGAUUCCUACUACUACACCGAGGACCACACGAGCGCCCCUGGAACCCACGAGCACUCCUCUGGCGAGAGAAGCCACGAGGACAGGGAGGGCGAGGACAGAGGGCCGCAGGCGCUGCAGAGGCUGACCCCCCUCGAGCCCCCCCUCCGCCCCUCCCCCCCCUCCUUCGGCGCCAAGAUGCCCGCGGCGCUGGCUCUCCUCGACGCCCCGCCCCCUCCGCCCGAACGCCCCGCCCCUCGCCACCGCCCCACCCCGGCCGCCACGCCCCGCGCCCAUCCUCACCACCACGCCCGCGCCGCUGCUCUCCUCGCCGCCGCCCACGCGCCCGCACAAGAACAUGAAGCUCAGACCCGCCUACACGCCCAUCCCCACGCCCGCGCCCUCCUUCGGACGCGUGCCCGCCCGGGUGCCCUCGCGCCCCCUCUCGCGCCCCUCCACCACCACGCCCUACA